Messenger RNA from Ambispora leptoticha, 3897 nucleotides. The record is from the annotation of a GenBank genome assembly. Lineage: Eukaryota; Fungi; Glomeromycota; Glomeromycetes; Archaeosporales; Ambisporaceae.
AUGCAAGAAGGGUUGAUUGAUAAUCGAGAUAUGCCAGAGGGAAGAAGGAUCAAAGAUUUAGUAGAGGUAAUAGAAAGGAGAAAAAAAGAGAUAGUAGAACGAAAACCUUCCCAAAAAAAAUCCGAAGCAGAAAAGUUGAAUAAAAUUGGAAAAGAAGCAGUUUUUUUUCAAAAACAAUUAGCAGAAAGAGACAUUGUUUUAGAAGAGGAUGGUUGGACAAAUAAGGUUUUAGAAAUUAUUGAUGAGAAAAAAGCGCUGGAGGAAAAAGUUAAGCAGGCGGAGGAAAUUUUAGGAUUACAGUUGAAAAAUUUAGAGGAGAGCAGCCCACCUUUAACUAAUCUUUCUGAAACUGUUAAUUUACUACCUAAAAUUGGAAUAAACUUAAAAAAAGAUGAAAAUGGUCGAAACUACUAUGAUACCGAAAGUCUAAGCAAUAAAUUGACCGAGUUAAUAAGAAAAGAGGAAGAAAAUAAUUCACUGCGUGAGACAAUUAAAACCAAGGGAGAAGAAAUAGAAAAACUUAAAAACGAUUUAGAUGUUGAAAAAGUUGCAGCCUGGGAGAAAGGAAAUAAAGAAUUAACCAAUUCAUUAAGUAAUGCUCGAAAAGAAGUUAAUGGCUUGCAAAUAAUAAUUGCUGAAAAUGCUAAUAGGGCAAACAAAGAAAAGCAAGAAGAUUUAGAAGAAAUAGCCAGAAAUUUAGGAAUAGAAGAACGGGAAGUGAAAGACAAGCCAGUUGAAGAAAUACAAAAAAUUAUCAAAGAAAAAGCCGAGCAACUUCAGAGGGUCAAAAAUAAAGUUGAAGAAUUACCAAACUUAAUAAAUAAAGAUGGAGAGAAUGAAACGCUGACAAGUUUAUUAAACAGACCAAAAAGCAAAGAAAAACUAGACCAAAUUGAUGAAUUACAAAAACGACCUACCCAAGCGGAUUAUGACCAGGCGGCUAAUAAAUUAAAAGAUACGGCAAAAAAACUAUCCGAGGCGGAAAAAGCAUUGUCCGAUGAACAAACUGAACAUGAAAAAACUAAAACCGCCUUAACCGCUGCCAACCAGGACAAAGAGGAGGCUAACCAAAUUAUUGAUGAGGCAAAGGAAGCAUUAGGAGUGGAGGAUUUAGAAGAUGAUUUGCUCGAUAAACUAAACGGCAGUUCCCUACCAGAAAUUAUUGAGCAAAGAGAUAAAGCCAACACCGCCAAGCUUGAGGCAGAAGCCCAACGAGACAAGGCCAACCAGACGGGAACAACCAAUCCUGAGGAGGCUAAAACUAAAAUAGAAAGAUUAGACCAAGCCGCUCGAGAGGCUAAUGCGGCUCAAGCCAAAGUUGAAGCCGAGAAAACUGCAGCCACUGCCAAAACUAGAUUAGACCAAGCCGAAAAAAACCGCGAUACCUACCUAGAAGAAUUAAAUAAAGCACGAGAUAAAUCAAAAAAUCUUAUCGACUCCAAAGUUUUAGAGCAGAAAAUAAAAGAGAUGCAAACUAAAUAUGAAGGAUUUAUUAACCCUAAAAAUAUUACCCUGGCUCGCCAGCAAGCCGGAUUAAAAACUGAGGACGAAGUAAAUGCGGAGUUAGAUAAAAUAGCUCACCAAUUAGGUUUAGGUAACCAUAAUGAUUUAACCGAUAGUAAUUUAGCAAAUCUUCAAGCCGCAGAAAAAGAAAGAGAUAAUGCCCGCCGUUCCUUACGAACCGAUAAUCUAAAUACUCUUCUGCCAAUACCCGCCGGUGAAACCCUUCAAACUUUACUGGAUCGACCCACUCAACAACAAUUAGUUGAAGCGGUUAACCAGGCUCGCCAGCAAGAGGCUGAAAAGUAUACCAAUCAUAUUGACCCCCAUAAUUUGGAAGCGGAAGCUGAAAAGGCUGGUUUUGGCUUUACUCAGCAAGAUAUUGAUGAGGCAGAGUAUAAAAAAACAGAAGCAGCACUCACUAAUGCUAACAAUACCAUCGUGACUGCCCAAAAACAGUUAGAAAAUUUACAAAACCAACCAACUUUGGAACAGUAUAAUAGUCGUCCCAACGUCACUGUUGAGGAUUAUAAUCAUCUUUUAAAUAAUCAAAAACCGGGUGAUUACGAUGACAUUAAAAACGAACUGGAAAGACCGGAUAUUCCGAUUACUAAACAGGACUGGGAAAAUGAUUAUAGACAAAGACCGACCCCAGAACAGUUAACCCAAGCAGUUCAGAAAGAAAAAGAUAAAUAUUCAACUCAUAUUUCUCCGGAAAAAUUAACCACUGAUUACGUAGCCAAAGAUAAAUUAGAGGAAGAAGCAAAAAAACAAGGAAUGGUUUCGAAAGAGGAUUAUGAUAAGAUAGUUAGGGAAAAGAAUGCCCGCCCUGACAUUACCAAAGCAGACUGGAAUAAUGAUUACAGCAAACGACCAAAGCAAACCGAUUUAGACCAGGCCAACAAGAAAAUUCAAGAUUAUGAAAAUGAUUUAAAAAUUAGGUUGAAAAAUCGUCCUACUUCGGACAACUCUGGCGAAAUUAAGGCCAUUUUAGGAUUAGGCUCUACGGAUAAUUUACCAAAUGAUUGGCAAAAUCAAUUAGUCAAAAAAGAUGACUUAAAAGCAUUUCUAAAUAAAACCCCAGAAAAGGCAGCCCAAGAACUAGCCGACAUGGAAAAGGAAUUAAAGUCCAAAACAGCAGACACAACUCUUAUUGCCAAAAAGCAGCAGAAAAUUGAUGAAUUAAUAAAAUUAAUAGAAGUUGGACACAGAUGGAAUGAUAGAGUUCGACAGUUGAAAAAACGAAAUUGUAGUCUUACCGAAAGACUAAAAAACAAUCAAGAGACACAAAAAAGUACAUUUACAAUAAAUAAACAUAUGAACGUAAACACAUAUAUAAACGAAGCAAAUUUUCCCAAAGACACGACAACCGAAAUAACAAACGAUUUAUUGAGGACAAAGGCAGGUUUGCCACCGGCUACUAAACUUAAAGAUCUCACAAGAAUAAAAACUACUGAUGACAGUGAUACCGGCGGUUCGGCUCCAGCCGAAAAAUUAAAAGAAGUUACGGUUGGGAAUAAUGUUGACCUUGAAGAAGUUUCAUUGGAAUACUGUCCAAACCUAGAAAUUUUUUCUGCUCCAAAAAACAGCAAGUUGGACAAAGUUUUUGGACUAGAUAAAUUAAAUAAACUUAAACGUGCUGUGAUUGACGAAGGUUUAGUUAGGUAUAUUUUUCCUGAAAAAUUAAAUUAUCUUAAAGAUGUAGUAAAAAAUGUUCGGGAAAUAUUAGGUUUAGGUGAGAAUGACCCUUUGCCCUUGGAAACUUAUAAAGAUAGUGCUGGUAAAAAUAGACAAAGGAUAAAUAAAAAUGGCUUAAAAACUGGAUUACAAGAUGCAGUAGUCAAUGAUAAGUCUCCACAAUUAAAAGCUGACAAAGAAAACGCUGAAAAAGAACGAGAUGCAGCCAAGGCUGAGUUGGAAAGCACUAAAACUGAAUGCGACCAGUUAAAACAGCAACUGGAAAAGAUAAGAAAAGAAUUAGGUUUAGGAAAAGAUGCCACUGAGCAACAAACUUUAGACAAAAUAAAAGAGUUAAUGAAAAGACCAAGUGGUCCGGCUUGCACUCAUACUGAUUAUGAUGAUAUAAAGGCUGAACGAGACAGAUUAAAAACCGAAAAUACUAAACUAAAGGAUAAAAAUAAAGAGAAUGCAGAUAUAGAUGUAAUUACUAAGAAAGUUUUGACAGAAAAAACCCACGAACUUUUUAGUAAAUUAAAUAUUUCCAGUGCCAAUAAAUCAGAAAUCAGUAAUGCUAUCUCGACACAUGAAGUUGAAGAAGUUAGAAGUAAAAUACUCGGGAGUGAAUUUAAUAGACUAAAGGAUGAAAAUGCUAGUUCUUUUUACCUCAAUAUCGGUUUAGGGACUUUAUCAAUUGGUAGUCUGCUGCUCUUAUUUUGA